UGUGAGUGGCAAAAAUCCAAUUAUCUCGCAGUCCUAGGAGUUCGGCCGCUUUCCUCCGCUUUCCGUUUCGCCGCCACCGUCUUCCGCCGCCCUACCUCGCCGUCGCCGACGACAUGCCCGAAACCGCGGCGGAGGCCAACCUCCGUAGGCAACUGGAGCAAACCCUCGCCGCUGAACCCUCCAGCCCGCUCCACCACUACAACCUUGGCGUCUUCCUAUGGGACCGCGCCGAGGCAGAGCAGGAGGGUGAUGGGGAAGAGGCGCGGAAGCUCCGCGCGGAAGCGUCGGAGCAUUUUCUCGCGGCGGCCAAGCUGAAUCCCAACGAUGGCGUCCCCUUCCGCUUCCUUGGCCACCACUAUGCGCGCGGCGGUGACAAUCAACGAGCGGUCAAGUGCUAUCACCGUGCCGUGACCCUCAACCCUGACGACUCUGAGGCUGGUGACACACUCUGUGGCUUGCUAGAUGUUGAAGGGAAGGAGAGCUUGGAGCUUGCUGUCUGCAAGGAGGCAGCUGGCAAGUCACCGCGUGCGUUCUGGGCUUUUCGGAGACUUGGCUAUUUACAGGUUCAUCAGAGGAAAUGGUCAGAGGGUAUACAAAGCCUUCAGCAUGGAAUACGAGGUUACCCAACAUGUGCAGAUUUAUGGGAGGCACUUGGUCUGGCAUACCACCGUUUGGGCAUGUUCACCGCAGCAGUAAAGUCAUAUGGACGAGCUAUUGAACUUGAUAGUUCCAGGGUCUUUGCAUUGAUAGAAAGUGGAAACAUCCAGUUAAUGCUUGGUUACUAUAGAAAGGGAGUGGAGCAGUUUCGUUCUGCUUUGGAAAUGGCUCCAUGUAAUCAUUCAGCAUACUUUGGCCUUGCUUCUGCAUUGCUUGCAUGGGCAAGGAAUUGUGUAACUACUGGGGCCUUUGGUUGGGCUGCUAGCCUGUUGAAGGAAGCUUCAGAAGCUUCCAGAAUUUGUACUUCUUUGACUGGAAACCUUUCAUGCGUCUGGAAAUUGCAUGGAGAUGUUCAGCUCACACUUGCGAGAUGCUUUCCAUGGGUGGAUGGGAAAAUCAAAAGGGUCAUGGAUGCACAGAUGUUCAAAAAUUCUGUUCAAGAGUGGAGAAAUACAUGUUUGUUAGCAGCAAAUGGUGCAAAACUCUCAUAUCAACGUGCUUUGCAUCUUACUCCCUGGGAAGCUAAUGUUCACAAUGAUAUGGCUAUUUGUCUUGAUCUAAUUUGUUCUAUGGAUGAUAAAAACAGAUUCAACCCCAAUGUUUGGGAGCUGCCAGAGAAAAUGUCACUGGGUGCCUUGAUGUUAGAACCAGUUAAUAAGGAUUUUUGGGUUACUCUGGGUUCAAUGUCAAGUUAUCUGGCUUUGAAGCAGCAUUCUUUUAUUAGGGCACUUCAUCUCGAUAUGUCAUUUUCUGAAGCUUGGGCAUGCCUUGGAAAGAUUUACAGGCAGUCUGGUGAUAAGCAAUUGGCAAAACAAGCAUUUGAUCGAGCUCGAAGCAUUGAUCCAUCGUUGGCCUUGCCAUGGGCUGGAAUGUCGGCGGAAAAUUAUCAUCAAUCUGGGAGCAGUCCUGUAAAUGAAUCUUUUGAAAGCUGCUUGAGGGCUGUGCAGAUCCUACCUCUGCCAGAGUUCCAGAUUGGUCUUGGAACAAUUGCAGCCCGUUCUAGUAAUCUUCUGUCACCUCAGGUAUUGAUGGCUGUAAGACAGGCUGUUCAACGAGCACCUCAUUAUCCAGAGUCUCACAAUUUAAAUGGCUUGAUUUCUGAAGUGCGAUUAGAUUUCCGGUCUGCAAUCACAUUUUACUUGCAAGCGAGAUUUGCUUUAGGCAUGAUGUACAAUUCCAUGUCAGAUAAUAGACAAGCCUUUGCUGAUGUUUCAGUGAAUCUUGCCCGUGCACUAUGCAAGGCUGGUCUUGCAAGUGAUGCAGCGCGGGAGUGUGAAGAGCUGAGAUGUCAAGGACUGUUGAGCGUUGAUGGAUUGCAGAUAUAUGCUCUGGCAUUGUGGAAAAUUGGACAAAGCAAGGAAGCUCUUUCUGUAUCUGGAAGCUUGGCUGAAAAUUUAAGCGGUAUAAAGGUGGAGAGUGCCACUGCAGCUUGGGGAUUCAUAUGCACCUUGACGUAUGGAAUUUCUGGGAAGGACUCUGCAGCUGCCAUGAUUCAGAAGCUUCCUGAUCAACUCAAUUACAACUCACAGUUGAAAUUCAUUAUCUCUGCAUUGGAUGCUUUGCAUCCAACCAAACGUCUCCAGCUGCCUCAGUUGAAUAUGCCUCCUAAGCGUACAGCUUAUGAAGUGAUGAGUGAAGUACACUCGAAUAUUGCUCUUGGGAAGGCUAUUGGUGUGGGAUUUGACAAGCCUCUGAGGGUUGAUGGUAGUUUGUCUUACCUGAAAAAAGUACUGCACAUGUAUCCUGACUGCAGUUUAGUGAGAAACCAACUUGGAUCCCUGCUGCUGUGGAGUGGAGAUUGGAUGGCUUCUCACAAAGCAAUAAGGGUUACCUCUCUGUCACAUGGGCACACAUCCAGUAUGGGCCUAAGAUCACCACAUCACAUUCAAGCCUGUGCAAUGGUUUCUUGCUAUGCUACCUGCUGCACGUACACAAAGUUCUCUUUUGCAACAUGUGAACACCAGUACCUAAGUGGACCUGAUGCAAUACACCACCUGCAAAGGUGGGUUCAUUGUGAACCAUGGAACCAAGAUGCACGCUACCUGCUUGUACUUGCCAUUUUCCAAAAAGCACAUGAAGAGAAGUACCCCAAACAUACCUGUGUUAUUCUGAAGAAGCUCAUUAUGCAAGUGUUGUCCAAUAUUAGCAAUCCACAUGAGAAAGAAGCUAUGCAGUAUCAGGUGUUCCUGCUACUUCUUCUGUCAUCAGAGGUCUGUUUGCAAUCUUUAGACUAUGAAAACUGCAUCACCGAAGCUAAAGAAGCUCUAAAACUCACCCCGUCAAGCCGUGUGGAUACUUUUUUUGCAAAUUUGCAACUGUGUCGGGCCUAUGUGGUGCAUGGGGAUCUUUUGAACUCCAGGAAUGAGUACAUGAAAUGCUUGAGAAACCAUACAAAUACUGAGAUUGGCUGGGUAAUGCUGAAGCAACUUGAAUCUGCAUGUUCUUUGGAGGGCUUUUCUGACGAAAUAGAUAUAAAACUGCAUGAAUGUGUUAAAAGGAAUGGCAGCGACUCAUCAAAAUGGACAUCCCUUUUCAAUCUGGCGUGUGCUCAGUGCUUUCUGUGGGGUGGAAACUUUGAAAGCGCUGAAAAAGCUCUUGCUCAGGCAUGUAGUCAAGUAGAUCCGGAUAGCUGCAUCUUGUUCCUUAAUGGUGCAACCUGUAUGGAAAUCGCUCGGAGGUUUGUAGCUCCUCAAUUUAUAUCCCGUGCAGCUUCCAGCCUCAGAAAGGCCCAGCAGAAAUCACAUGCUUCACUACCUCUCGUGUCCCUGCUACUGGCCCAAGCCGAGGGUAGCCUUGGCUCCAAAACCAAGUGGGAAAGAAACCUUCGCCUGGAAUGGUUCUCAUGGCCCCCAGAGCUGAGGCCUGCGGAGGUGUACUUCCAAAUGCAUCUGCUGUCGAGGCAGUCGUCUGCAGCUGUUUCUCAGCAGAACCAGCUGGUGGAGACGAUCCAGAGCCCCGAGUUAUGGUUGCUUCGGGCGAUUCACCUGAACCCGUCCUGCCCCAGGUACUGGAAGGCUCUGCUGCAGCAAAUAUAUGUGUAGCCUUUUGUCUCACAUGUAUCGUCCAUGCGCAUUCUAGCGGGUGACACGUCCGUCGGACGGUGAUAUAUUAGUUGAGAUCGCUGGGGAUAAGUUGGUGGCUCGCAUGUCGUAGUGCUUUGUGCUUUGCGUUGGGAUAGUUUGCACCUGCAAUGUUUUCUGUCCUUUCCAAAAGGAUACUACUGGAUCUUGGAGGAUUAUUGUUUGUCUUUUGUUAAUUAUUGUAACUUAAGUUUGCAGGAACCAACAGACCUCAUCUCUUGGAGUGUAUCUAACAAUUGUAGCUGUUGCUAGCAAUAGUUAAGUGCAUCGAGUAGGAAACA
This is a messenger RNA of Zea mays, 4018 nucleotides long. RefSeq names its product tetratricopeptide repeat protein SKI3. The transcript has 22 exons. The record is from RefSeq and is a predicted model, not a curated record. Gene Ontology annotation, biological process: nuclear-transcribed mRNA catabolic process. The coding region runs from base 114 to 3698 and encodes 1194 amino acids. Gene Ontology annotation, molecular function: protein binding. Gene Ontology annotation, cellular component: Ski complex. NCBI's taxonomy places the organism in Eukaryota, Viridiplantae, Streptophyta, Magnoliopsida, Poales, Poaceae.